AUCAUAUCAUAUCAUGCAUUUUAAAUGAGAAUUCAUGGGUGAAAGAAUCAUAAAUCAUAAAGGCCCCUACAACUUUAGAAUUUCUUUCUUUAACAAAAAACUAGGCAUCUUUCUAUCUGUCAUGGAAAGGGAUAUCAACAUUGAGAAUGAUGCUCAUUAUAAUAACCCGCUUACUUCUUCUUCCGUCAUCUCUACCACCACCACCGUGGCCACCUCCAUCACAUUCUCCGUUUCGGGUCCUAAUCAAAACAAGAAAACUUCAAAAAACAGUGUAGCUAUUAAAGGUUCAAAGAAAGCUGUAGGAGACUUGGAAAGGAAGCAACCGGUAUACCGUGGUGUACGAAUGCGGAGUUGGGGCAAAUGGGUGUCCGAAAUCCGACAACCAAAAAAGAAAUCGAGAAUAUGGCUCGGGACUUACCCCACCGCAGAAAUGGCAGCUCGAGCCCACGAUGUAGCCGCACUAGCCAUCAAAGGCUGCUCGGCUCACCUUAACUUCCCCGAACUUGCAAAAACACUUCCACGCCCCGCUAGUACAUCUCCUAAGGAAAUCCAAGCCGCUGCUUCCCAAGCAGCUGCUUCAACAUAUCUCGACACAUCGCGGUGGAGCAACAACAUUGAACCCGAAGACAAAGUCAGUCGUCGACCGAGGCAAGAACAAGUUCCGGUUUCACGUUCGGACAAUAUGUGUAGUACUUCACCCUUUGAAGACGAUGCUGCCUUGUUUGAUUUGCCCGAUCUCACGAUUGAUGCCAUCGAUCGAAGCGAUGGGUUCUGCUCUUAUUCUUCAACAUGGCAAGUAUGUGCAGUCGAUGCUGGUUUCAGGAUCGAGGAGCCAUUCGCGUGGGAGUACUACUAGGAAAAGACCGUAUCUUUUCAGUACAUGCAAUAUCUUCUUUUUUAAUCUUUGACAUGGUUAAUAUUAACCAAUCAUAUGGUUAAAAUAUAUAUGUAAAAUAUGAGCAUGUCAGAUCAAUAAACAUUUAAUAAAUGAA
This is a messenger RNA of Gossypium arboreum, 992 nucleotides long. Its product is annotated as ethylene-responsive transcription factor ERF039-like. NCBI's taxonomy places the organism in Eukaryota, Viridiplantae, Streptophyta, Magnoliopsida, Malvales, Malvaceae. The coding region runs from base 35 to 856 and encodes 273 amino acids. The transcript has a single exon. Gene Ontology annotation, biological process: regulation of DNA-templated transcription. Gene Ontology annotation, molecular function: DNA-binding transcription factor activity; DNA binding. The record is from RefSeq and is a predicted model, not a curated record.